Cyprinodon tularosa is the source of this 598-nucleotide messenger RNA. RefSeq names its product cystatin-B-like. Lineage: Eukaryota; Metazoa; Chordata; Actinopteri; Cyprinodontiformes; Cyprinodontidae. Bases 109 to 360 code for a protein of 83 amino acids. Gene Ontology annotation, cellular component: cytosol. The record is from RefSeq and is a predicted model, not a curated record. The transcript has 3 exons. Gene Ontology annotation, molecular function: cysteine-type endopeptidase inhibitor activity.
CCAAAAUAGAGCCAGCGCUCAGUCUGGAUUCAUCUCUGGAUCACACACUAUUAGUGGUUUACAACACCUCUGUUCUUUUAUAUUUACCACUACUGUACAAAAUCUGUCAUGGGGCCCAUAGGCGGAGGAAUAUCCCCUGAUGCAAAGGUUGCAGAUGAAAAGGUCCAGCUGAUCUGUGAUGAGGUGAAACCUCAUGUGGAGAAAAAAGCAGGGAGGACCUAUGAUGUUUUUACCGCCAAGACCUACAAGACUCAGGUGGUUCAAGGGACAAACUACUUCAUAAAGGUCCACAUCGGUGGAGAAGAUCACAUUCACCUCCGUGUUUGGAGAAAACUCCCGUGUUACGGAGACGAUGCUUAGAUGACCGACAUGCAGGUCUCCAAGAGCCACCAUGACCCCAUUGAGUACUUCUAAGGCUCACAGUGAAGAUCCGAGAUCAUGCGGACGGCAGUGAAGAAAGCAAAUAGUCAAUAUCCAGCAUACAAAGUGCACCUCAUAUGUUGAUAUCAUAUAACAGCUGCUCUUGUGUAAAUUGUUUACUCCUCAGUAAAUCAUGCAAAUCACAUGUUUCAUCAAUUAAAAUAAUCAUUUGUAAGCA